This is a messenger RNA of Pieris napi, 4656 nucleotides long. Its product is annotated as dipeptidase 1-like. The transcript is spliced from 12 exons. Gene Ontology annotation, biological process: proteolysis. Gene Ontology annotation, molecular function: metallodipeptidase activity. The record is from RefSeq and is a predicted model, not a curated record. NCBI's taxonomy places the organism in Eukaryota, Metazoa, Arthropoda, Insecta, Lepidoptera, Pieridae. Bases 81 to 1397 code for a protein of 438 amino acids.
CGUACGCCACUGGUGUCUUUGGAUCCCGCCGAAACGUUUGACAGUUUCCGCGCGCAACCAGUGGGUGAAACACGUUACUCAUGCCUUCCGCCGAACACUACGUUCGUAAGCACGACCCCGGUCAACCACAACGAAGGGUAACGAGAGUCCCCAAAUUCAUAUCAAGAAUGAGGGUGACACGUGGAAACGAAAGAAGGGCGGUAGCAUGCGUUCUUCUAGCUGUUGUGGCUGUGGUAGCCGCAGCCUCGUACGACCGAGAGAGGCUUGAGAUCGCCAAGCAGAUUUUAGAAGAGGUUCCGCUUACUGAUGGGCAUAAUGACCUGCCCUGGAACAUUCGCAAGUUCUUGCGAAAUCAGAUCAACGAGUUUGAAUUGGACACUGACCUGACUCAAGUGGAACCUUGGUCUAUCUCCAAGUAUUCUCACACAGACUUGCCUCGUUUGAGGCAGGGAAUGGUUGGGGCACAGUUUUGGUCAGCGUUCGUUCCCUGCAGCUCACAAAAUAAAGACGCUGUUCAGCUGACACUCGAACAAAUUGACGUCAUUAAGAGACUGGUUGAGAAAUAUCCGCAAUACUUUCAAAUGGCCACCUCCGUUACAGACAUCCUUGAAGCUCACAACGCUCGGCCUCGCAGGAUCGCCUCUCUAAUUGGCAUCGAAGGAGGUCACUCUAUAGCUAACUCUCUUGGAAUACUUCGGAGCUACUAUCAACUGGGCGUCCGAUACAUGACUUUGACACAUACGUGUAACACUCCGUGGGCUGAUUCGUCCAACGAACCAGCAGCUGCUAAUGGUCUAACAGAAUUUGGAGAGAAAGUGGUGAAAGAGAUGAAUAGACUGGGAAUGUUGGUGGAUCUGUCCCAUGUCGGUGAGAACACAACCCGGGCCGCGAUUCGUCUAUCAAAGGCCCCGGUUAUCUUCAGCCAUUCGUCUGUGUACAGCCUCUGUGCUCACAAAAGAAACGUUCCCGAUGACAUCAUACAAUCUUUGAAAAAGAAUGGUGGUUUGAUCAUGGUGAAUUUCUUUCCUGACUUUGUGAAGUGCUCUCCCAACGCUACUAUAUCAGAUGUAGCUGAACAUUUCCACUACAUUAAAACAAUGAUCGGAGCUGAUUACGUGGGCAUUGGUGGUGACUUUGAUGGAGUUAACAGGGUACCACGUGGUUUGGAAGAUGUGUCCAGAUAUCCUCAACUAUUUGCUGAACUACUACGCAGUGGACAGUGGACUGUGCAAGAGUUGAAGAACUUGGCAGGCUUAAACAUGCUACGCGUUAUGCGUCAAGUUGAAAAGGUACGAGAUGACAUGCGAACUAGCGGCGUAGAACCCGAGGAACAUCCAGAUUCACCCACCGACAACGGAAAUUGUACCAGCAACGCUUUCUUCCAGGACUUCGUUUAAACGGCCUACGUUUAUACUGUAUACACCUCGAUAUUAACACACAAUAUAUGCAUACACAAAGGUUCCCUUCAUAUUUUAAACCUUCGUAUUAAAAUAUUAGCCCGGUAGCAGUGAAGUUUCGUUUAAAUUUUUUGAUUUCUUUUGUUAAAUUACGUUAAAGCUCCACAAAGUUUGAGUUACAUCCAAUUACUUACGUUGGGUUUAAUAUUAAAUUCAACCUAACAUUGGCAGAGCAAGUUGGGCACUCGCGUAUUAUAUUGUUAAGCGUUCAGCGAAAACGUAGCGGCAUUUCGACAAUUACAGGUUUAUAGGACCGGAGAAUUACAUCAACAUAUAAAGCUGUGGGUAUUUGUCCGUAGUUUAUAUGAUUUUUGAGAGAUAUUUCUCUGGUUUUACAAGGCAUAAGCCGAUCGCACUACCAUAUCCUACAAGAUUGCGAUUUUCGAACGUGAAUGGCACUCAGUGAACUCAUAAAAUAACUAUAGUCACAGACAGUAAAUAAAUGGAUUUAAAUCUAAAAUAUUUUUUGUCAUUAAACCAAUAAAGAAUGGUACAGCAAUGAUCUUCAUAUGAAUAUAUAUCAUAUUCCAGAUAAAUUAUUUAACUUCAGCCGAUAUACCAUAAAAGCAAUAUUAAUUGUAUUGUACAAGUAAGAACUACUGUCAACCACACGACUGAGCAUCCAUCAGAAUUAUAUACAGUACCACAGCUUAUUAAGAAAUUCUGUAAAAUUAAAUUUAAGAAAUAAAAAACAUGUUUAAUUUUCAUCCUUAACUGUCAUGUUUGAAUAAAAUCAUUCAGAUAUGGUUGCUUUGUACAACAACUUUACGCAUACCAACGGACAGUAUCGCCCAGAUAGAGAUAGAUUUGUAAAAAUCACGGAACCUAGAUAAAACGGUUUUCGUUUUUGUAUUAUUUCUAUUUACACUGAAUUUGUCUUUAAAAAUAUUUAGUACUUAUAGAUUAUUUGGGUCAUAGAAUAAUGACUUGGUAUUAUUGUCAAGCAGCGUUUUCGCAAUCGCUGAAUAAAGCGAGGACCGCCUAAUUAAACAACUAAUUAUUAUACUUUUUAAUUAAAGUAUUUGCUCAGUAUGAUUGUACACCUAUUCUUAAAUUUCAUCAUACAAUAUAGGUGCGAUUAAUUGACAACGCUGCUACUUAUUCGUGGCUAUUUAAUUUUAAAUAUCUUUGGAGCCACUUGAAAUAUAAUUUUGAUAAGUUUUAACUAGUAAUUAAACUAUAAUUAAUAGAUGUAAUCGAUGUAGUAGUGCAUGAUAGAACCUCGCUGUGACUUACUUCCUAUCCUUUCUGAAGUCUAUAACAUACCCCUCUAACAUGGAUAUAAUACUUCAUACAAAAAAAUAUAAUUUCAUUAUAAUAAAAAUAUGGCCUUAAAAAGAUCACGACAAUGUUUUGAAGGACCUAGACUUGACAUACUAAGCUAGUGAUUGAUAUGCCUCUUUAUUUUUAAAACAGUUAUAUUACUCCAUUUUAACUGGAAUAAUGUUUCGUCUCUUUCUCUCAAAUUGUAUUCACCCGAACAGUGGUGUUCUAAAUAUCAAUGUUAUAAGUAGUUAAAGAAUGUUUUGUUCCGACAGCGAAAUAAACGAACAUUCGAUAAUGAUUUUGAGGGAUUUACGUUUGUGAAUGCAACAUGCAUAAACAAGCCAUUCUAUUAUAAUUGUAUUAAUAAUAAAUUGGCAAUUGAUUGUUUAUGAGAAAUACAACUAAAGUGUUAAUUAACUUAUAUGUUAUUAAACCGGUUAAUAUGUUGAUAAUGAUCUAUUAUAUCCGUGGUGUCCCACUAUCUUAUGUCCGGAAAUGGCUUCGAAAUAAUUGAUCAAAAUGCAUGAAACAAGCUCUAAUGUUGUAAGAAUAAUAUAUUUUUAAAUAAGGAAUUAUAUAAAAAAAUUAAUACUUUUGACUUUUCGAAAUCAAAGUAACUUUUUACUAGGAGUUUAAAGGAGGGUUUUAAUAUGCAUAAGAGAGAGUUUAGUAAAUUUUUAAAAAUAUUAUCUAUAAUAAUAAUAAUUCUUUAGUUUUAUAUUCUGUGAAUAAUUAAUAUCUAUUUCUCGAUUGAAGGGUAAUUUGACUCUAUAGUCAAAUGUAUGCGUCCUGGGACAUACAAUAAUCACACUGAAAGCUCGGAACAAACAGAUCAUGGAUUCAUCGAUGAGUGAAAUUUACAAUUAGACAGGUUGAAACUGAAAAUGGGAUAUCGAAUAAUAUGACAUCUCCCCUAGGGUGUAUCAACAAUUUUCCGAAGCAAUUUUCGCUUUUCACAAACAAAUGUAUUUUAAAAUUGUAACGUGAAAAUCAUGUGAAAACGUCGGAAGAAGGGAAAUCACCUAAUAAUGAAGUUAAAUUUGAAUUUGAAUAAUACCGAUUGAAAAUGAAUUAUUUUGCGUUCCGAGGACCCUUGAAAAUUCUACUUGUUAAUUACAAAAACUUGAAUGAAUACAAAGCAAUUGCUAAUGUAAGUAAAAGCCCUUCUUCGUUAAGUAAAUAUAGUUUACUUUAGUUCUCUCUUGUUAAAAGCGAACAGCUAUUUAAUUGCAAAUACUCUUAAGUUUCUUCUGUUAAUUACGAAACUCUCUCCUUGCAUAUAUUUAUUAUAUCGGUGAGAUUAGAUAGCGAACAAUUUUUAAACAAUGUUAAGAAUGCAAUUGUUUAAUUUUUAUACUUUUAUAAAAACGUUUUAUGAAUUCAUAAUAUGUAAAUAAAAAUAAAAUUUGAGAGAAUGCCAUUUCGGACGCUAUAAAUGUGAUCCUUUAUACUCUUCGUGGUAAAACAUAUAUUAUAACAUAGUAGUAAGUGUCGUACUCUAACCGUUUGAUAUUUUUUGAUUUAGUUUGGACUUAUCCAUGGGAAUUCUCAUCUAUUUUUAGAUUCCACUUUCAAUAUCAAUAUCGUCGACAAAAUGUUUCUAUAUUCACUAAUAUGAAAUUCCACCAUAUAGCUGAAACAUUUAUUACACUAAAAUAUAGCAAAUUCCAUGGAUCACGCCACUGGUUAAUAUAUGUAGUAGAGAGAUAUAGAUCUUAUGUAUGUAUGAAUCUUUAACCUCAAUUUCACACAUCUCGCGUAGGUUUUUCUCAGCACAGCAUUUAUCAUGAACGUUUCAGUUCGACGUGAGAAGCGUUUAAUUCCAAUUACUAAUCAAUAAUCAUAUUAAAUUAAGAACUCCUUUUUGUCUAUUGUUCGUGCCAAGAGCAUAGAUUACAUUUUCUUCAACGAAAAUCGUCAUUAUUAACUUAAU